AUGAAGACUUAUUUAAACCUUCCAAAACGUUUCCUAGGGUUCCUCCCCCUAUACAUAGGUGUCGAGGUUGCACUUGGUGUAACGAUCCUAAACAAAUGUAGUGGUCUCUUCGGUAUAUUGGCUUUGUUUACUGGACAUCCUUUGGAAUUUCUGCAAUGGGUCCUCUACUUAUGGUCGAUCUUCAGCUUCGUAGUCUACGCACAAGGUUUAUUUACUUAUUCUAAGCCAAGUCUUCUGGUAUUUUCCCAGAUAUUCAUUGCAUUUAGCAUUGAUACUUUCCUUACAUGCCUAUUUACCCUAUGGUUCACCAAUCAAUGGUAUACUCUCGAGGAUAAUACUCCAACUCAGAAAUCGAUUGCUGCAGCUGCCAUGCAAGAACCUAACCAAGGUGCUUCUCAGAGCUUUGAAUUCGUCAUGACGAUUUUCAUCACUCUAGCAUCUCUCAUUGCAAGACUCUACUUUAACUUCGUACUGGCAUCAUUCGUACAGGGGCUGUUGCAGCAUCCUCGAUACAUGGUGGACUACGUUGAUGUGGAACAGGAAUUAAGGACUCAGCCCGUUUGGAAGAGGGUUUGGACAAGGACUCAAAUCCGAUGCUUGAGAUACUCUAAGCAACUUCUUACGUAA
Zygosaccharomyces rouxii is the source of this 627-nucleotide messenger RNA. RefSeq names its product Kei1p (gene KEI1). Gene Ontology annotation, cellular component: Golgi membrane; inositol phosphoceramide synthase complex. Lineage: Eukaryota; Fungi; Ascomycota; Saccharomycetes; Saccharomycetales; Saccharomycetaceae. Gene Ontology annotation, biological process: inositol phosphoceramide metabolic process. The transcript is spliced from 2 exons. Bases 1 to 627 code for a protein of 208 amino acids. Gene Ontology annotation, molecular function: inositol phosphoceramide synthase regulator activity. The record is from RefSeq and is a predicted model, not a curated record.